AUGGAUAUGCUGAGGGCCCAGAAAGAGGAGUUCUUUGAGGUGGAGGCUGGAGGGGGAGGUGGCAGAGUGACCGCGGCCCUGGAGGCGGGCGCUGCCGAGCCCAGCGCGGGGGGAUCGGCCCAGGCGCCCCUUCCCCCGGCGCUGCGCGUCCGCGAGUCCCGGCCCAGCUUAACGCCGACGCAGUUCCCGGCGCCUCCGUCAGGGUUGUCGGUGGGGAGGCUGAUGAAGCAGAUACUCAAAGCCAGCCAGCUAAUUAGGGAAAAAAUUAAUGGCAUUGAAGGCACGAAACUAGAUGACCACUUUCUUGACCUGGAAAAGAAAAUAGAUAUCACCAAUAAAGCUGUUACAGAAAUUCUUUUGAAAACCACAGAAUACAUUCAGCCCAAUCCAGCAUACAGAGCGAAGCUGGGGCUGCUGAGCCCGAUGUUGAAGAUCCACAGUUGGGGGAAGGCCUCGGAGUACCUGCAGCCAGAGGGCCGGCUGGGCAACUGCAUGCUCAAGUACGGCCAGGAGCUGGGCGAGGACUCCACCUUUGGCAGUGCGCUGACUGAUAUGGGCGAAGCUAUGAAGCUGAUGGCGGAGGUGAAAGAAUCCUUUGAUAUUAACGUCAAGGAAACCUUUAUUGAUCCACUCCAGUUAGUACACGACGAAGAGUUAAAACAGAUUUCGCACCACCUGAAGAGGCUGGAGGGCCGCCGCCUGGACUACGAUUAUAAAAGGAGGCACGUCGGAAAGAUCCCCGACAAUGAGAUCACACAAGCAAUGGAAAAGUUUGAGGAGUCCAAGGCCUUGGCGGAGAGGUGCAUGUUUAAUUUUUUAGAAAAUGAUGUAGAGCAAGUUGGCCAGUUGGCGCUGUUUAUCCAGGCGGCUCUAGAGUAUCACCAGCAGUCGGCCAACAUCCUGCAGCCACUGCAGAGGAAGCUGAGGAUGCGAAUCGCGGCUGCCUCCUCUCUGGGCAGAAAUGACUUCAUGCCGCAGCCCCUGAAAAAGUGUUCCAAAGCACUCGACCUGACCACCACCUCCUCAGCCAAGUCCAGAGGUUCAGGUACUUAA
Myotis daubentonii (Daubenton's bat) is the source of this 1053-nucleotide messenger RNA. Its product is annotated as endophilin-A3-like. The record is from RefSeq and is a predicted model, not a curated record. Gene Ontology annotation, molecular function: protein binding. Lineage: Eukaryota; Metazoa; Chordata; Mammalia; Chiroptera; Vespertilionidae. Gene Ontology annotation, biological process: synaptic vesicle uncoating. Gene Ontology annotation, cellular component: glutamatergic synapse; cytoplasm; presynapse.